This is a messenger RNA of Cottoperca gobio, 2354 nucleotides long. It is a transcript of the gene sparta, whose product is annotated as spartin a. The coding region runs from base 158 to 1807 and encodes 549 amino acids. Gene Ontology annotation, biological process: negative regulation of BMP signaling pathway; cell division. The transcript is spliced from 8 exons. The record is from RefSeq and is a predicted model, not a curated record. Lineage: Eukaryota; Metazoa; Chordata; Actinopteri; Perciformes; Bovichtidae. Gene Ontology annotation, cellular component: plasma membrane.
AGUGAAGUGAACACAUAUUGAUAUAUGCGGGCAUUUUACAUCUUUAAAAGUACAGAAGAACUAUCGAAAACUGAAAUAAGGACUCUGGAACCACUCCCCCCCUCUCCUUUUAUGGGAUAUUGAAGUUAAAGCGUCUGUAUCCCAACUACUCCUCAGUAUGACUGAGCCUGCUGAGCUGCUGCUCAUCAAGGACCAGUAUGAGUUGGCGUUUCAUUCUCUGAGCCGUGGGCUGGCUGCUGAAGAGGCCGGGAAAAGAGUAGACACCCUGGAGUAUUACCGGAAAGGUCGACAACACCUUACCCAAGGACUGGGAGUUCCCACUGGGGGAGCGAGGCAGCGGGGAGCAGUCUGGGACACGGCCAGGCAGCUUCAGCAGAAGAUGAGGGACACUCUGAGUACUGUCAACACCCACCUCUCUGAUAUGGAGAGAUCUCCGCUGACAACAGGAAGCCAGAGGGGUGGCCUGUUGAUGCGGCUUCCUCUCAAUCUUUAUCCAGACCUGGCACCAAGCAGCCAGCCUCCCCAAAGCUCCCUGCACCACCUGUACCCAACCAUACCUGCUACCACCCAGAACACAACCCCAACGCCAAAACUCCCUCCGAGGUCUCCUUCCCCGGCUGUUCUUCACACACAUACGCUGCUUGCAGCGGCUUCAGGUACUAUUGCCAUGGCUAACCCAGGGGACCAGCCUCCAGCAUACACCCCCCAGCCAACUGUCGGCCACCGCAGUCUGUUUUACGGUUCUGCUGGAGGCGGCCCGGGGUUUGGAAAGCAGACUGGGGCAACAGCAGGAAAAGAUGGAACCGAGAUGCUUUUCAUCCCCUCUGGGGUACAGAUGUUUUUCGUGGCACCAAAUGGGCAGGUGAGUGCCCUGUCUUAUCCAGGCUUCCUUCGUAUCAUCACAUUUGACAAUCAGCACAAGGACUCCACAGCUGGAAGACCUUCAUCAUUUCUACAUGUGUGUGACUGUCUGUACCCGCUGACAACAGACACUCCAGUGCUAUUGGCUACCUCUGGGAUCUUCAUGUUUCCUGAUGUCUUGUCAGAGACGCCAGGGUCCUACGUGGGCAUAGUGUUGUCCUCCGAACUGCCUGCUGUCUACCGAGAGACGUUUCAGGACCUCAUCUCGCAGCUCGCUGAACUCCGGGUCCAGGGUCCAGAGGGGGCAGGGGCAGAGAUCAUCAACCUGAGUGAGAAGAUCCCCCUUGGUCCCACGAAAGAGCUUGGAGGACUGACAGUGCCAACAGGAGAUAAGGACAGAGCACCGCUUCCUGGAUGGAGUGAGAAGAUGGCUCAAGGAAUCUUGACAGGGGCUACACGGUUGAGUGUAGGAUUAGUAAAAGGAGCAGAGGCCACUGGUAGGGCCAUUCAUAAAGGAGCAGCCAAGAUCCGGGACCACAUCACGCCUGAGGAAACCCCCUCAGAGGUCAGCCCCCGUGUCACCAAAAGUCUGCAGGUGGCUAAACAGGCCACCGGGGGUGCUGUGAGAGUCAGCCAGUUCUUGGUAAAUGGAGUGAGUACGGUGGCAGGACACAUGGCAGACAAGAUGGCUCCCCAUGUGAAGAAACAGGGCGCUAAGCUGGUCCCAGAGUCUAUGAAGAAGAACAAAGAUGGCAGUCCUUCCAACUGGGAUGGAGCCAAGCUUGUGGCAGUCAGCAGUGUACAGGGUUUCUCUACUGUUUGGUCUAGUCUGGAGACCGGAGCAAAGCUGGUUGGCAAAAGUGUUUCGGCAGAGACUGUCACAACCGUGACGUACAAAUUUAAGGCCUUAGAAAAUCUAAUAAAAACAACAAAAACAAAAGUAUGACUGCCAUGGGGAGUGAAGGCAAAGACUUGUGAACUAACAACUGAUCAACUCUUUCAUGUAAAUCAUUUCAUUAACCCAGAUCAAGUCAGAAAAUAACCCUCAAUAAGACUUAUUCCAAAUCGAACGCAACAGCUAACAGAAUUGUCUUUUUAUUUCACCAAACUAACUCUCUUUGAUUACUUUAUAUCGAGACAUAUAAAGUGUGUGUUUCGGGUUCUUUUUUGACUUGAUGUAGUUUAAGCUUCUGUUAUGUUUGUGUCUGCUUGUGUUGGCUGGUGCUGCUUUGGCUCUUCAUACUAUCUGUAUCCCUUUUCCUGGUUGGUUACUAAUAAAAACGCUAAAACGUGAAACAUGACUGUUUUUCUUGACCUUUGGUGUGUUAAUGUUAAUGAAAACAGUAGCAAUAUGACAUAUCACAUUGCUCCAGUAUUUAAAUUCUGUACACACCCUCAUUUCUUACACCAAACCACUCUUCCCUAACUCCACCACAUUAUUCGUGGUCAAGGUAUGGUAACGAUGCAGGCGAAGCUACAGACACUGCUCUCAA